AUGGACUGCCUUCGAGCAGGUGUACACAGGGCUACUCGAGCAGGUAUUCAUGGCAGCCAGAUACAUGGUACCUAUAGUAUUGUUAUUAGUGGAGGUUAUCAGGACGACUAUGAUAAGGGGGAGACUAUCAUCUAUACCGGAGCCGGAGGCCAGGAUGUAAGUACCAAUGAACGUACGCAUAUGCAGACGUCAGACCAGAGGCUGGAUCACCCUCAUAACGCCGCAUUGGUGGUGAGUGCCUUUGGUCAUAGGAGAAAAGUCCGGGUCAUCAGAGGGUCUAAAUUGGGUUCAAAAUUCGCUCCUGGCACCAUGUUUGUGUUCUACCGCUAUGAUGGGCUUUAUACCGUCACACAUGUAAGUGUGCAUUACAUUGCUGCUCUCAUACAUCACAGAGCUGAUCUGGUUUGGGCGUGCAGUUCGAGCAGAGGAAAGGUAUACACGGAUUCGACAUAUGUGUCUUCGAGCUCAAGGUAA
Messenger RNA from Postia placenta MAD-698-R-SB12, 474 nucleotides. RefSeq lists its product as hypothetical. Lineage: Eukaryota; Fungi; Basidiomycota; Agaricomycetes; Polyporales; Adustoporiaceae. Gene Ontology annotation, biological process: negative regulation of gene expression via chromosomal CpG island methylation; protein ubiquitination. The record is from RefSeq and is a predicted model, not a curated record. The transcript has 5 exons. Gene Ontology annotation, molecular function: ubiquitin protein ligase activity. The coding region runs from base 1 to 474 and encodes 157 amino acids.